Messenger RNA from Schistosoma mattheei, 279 nucleotides. The record is from the annotation of a GenBank genome assembly. NCBI's taxonomy places the organism in Eukaryota, Metazoa, Platyhelminthes, Trematoda, Strigeidida, Schistosomatidae.
AUGAAACAUAAUCAAUCGAAUCAUCAUAAUAACAAUGAUACAACACCGGUAAAUUCACGACGUCAAAGUUUAAAAAAUCUAUAUAGAUUAGAUAAUGAAAAUAUUUAUACUCAGAAAGAUGAAUUAAUUGCAAUGUUUGAUAAUGAUUUAACAUUUCUUACUUCUUCAUGUGGUGAUGUCGUUGAAUCUGAACAUGGUUCAAAGUAUUUAUUUUGUCAAUCAGGUUUAGAAAGACUUCAAAGUUAUGAAGGACCUUUAUAUGAAUCAUCAACUGACUGA